CGAAGCAAGAGUUGCAAGUCAUCCCGUGAUGUCUGAGAAAACAGAGGAGACGACGCGCUCUCUUGGACGCCAUGACUUGCUGACAUACACCCGAGCGCGAUGGCUCACGAAAUUAUGGCGAUGAGUCCUAGCAGGAUAGAACCGCUGAAGACGAAGCGUUCGGAUGGAGGGCAAGACCUCUGCUCAGGCUCAGAGCCGGUUUUCCCUAGAGAGCGCUCUGCCAGCCAUGCGGAGAAGAGUAAGUAAGCUGUCUCCCAUCGGUUCGCAGACUCCAGACCCUGUGAGCACCAGACUGCAGCCGAUCCAUGCAGUGAAGCGAAGCGUCAAGCCGCAGUCGGAUGCAGAUGAGGACAAGAACGAUGCUCGGUCGGGGGUUGAAAUUGCGGUGCCAUGGAAUUGGGUGCAGAACGACGGCAAGCGGGACCUGAGGAUUUCAGCGAUCAGAAACCGCGAAAACAAGAAGCUGCUCCAGCAAUCUCAGAGAGAGAUCCAGCGACAGCGAGAGCUGAUAGCAAAGCUUCGAUCCGAGAACUCCUUGCUGAGGGCACAACAGCAGGAGCUCUUGAAGAAUCAGGAUGACAAGACCAACACCAAGUCUGAGGCAGACGCGCGCGAGUACUGGAUGAACCUCAAGUUUGCGGUCGAAGAAGAGAUCGAGAAGGACCUGCAAACUCUCAACGCGAUCAAGAAGCAGUUUCGCUCUCUGACGCAUCAGGUCGCGGCAAGGCAAGGACAGUCAAAAGAAGCGACGUCAGGACUUCGUUUCGUCAAGAUUUCCAACCGAUUAGAGGAGAAUCUGCACUUUACUUUAACGAAAUGUGACGAGGAAAAUUCCGAGGUUUCGAAACUUAAACUGGACAUGGAGGAGCUAAAGCGCGAGAAAGAAUAUCUUGACUUGAAAAUUACUUCAAGGCAAAAGACGAUUGAGGGCAGAAACAAGGAAGCAGUCAAACUCAUCAAUAUCGCAAACAAGUUUUACAAAGAAAGAAGUCACUAUCAGCUCUUAGCCAGCGAAAGGAUCGCAGAAGCUGGUCUCGAAGCUGAAGAACAUCGGGCAAAGAUGCAGGACCUUGCAAACAGGAUGGAGUAUUACAAUCAGCUGAUCACGGAGAGGCAAGAAACAUAUCAAAGAGAAUUGUUGGAGGCACAGGCUCGGGCUAGCAACAUGAACGACGAUGCCGAAGAGGUGCGGGAAAUGAUGCAGAAAAGGAAACAAGAGUUCGUGGAAGCGUUCGACAAGCUGAUGCAUAGCUCGAGCGUUUGGGAUAUCCAAGAACUGCUCAGCAAGUUUCUUGCCAAAGAGGAGCAGAUAUCUCGGAGCAGGAAGUAUCUAGAAGCCUUGAAGAACGAUGCUGAUACCAUCCGAGAAGAAACAGCGACGUUGAUACACGACGCUCAGACAAUGCAGGAGGAGGGAGAAUUGCGACGUCACAAGUCUCAUCCGCUAAGCAGAGAAAUCUCCAGCACAGAGACUAGAUCCGAUGAGUACGAGAAGAAAAUCCAAGGACAAGCAGAGACCAUCCGCAAACUGUCGAUGAUACUUCUACGGGUCAAGUCACGGAUGUCACGUUGUCCUCCUCUUGAAAGGUUCAAAGAGGCAAGAAAGAGAUGGGACCUGGUGAGGUCAAACUUGUGGAGAAUCUCAAGGAUGAAAGAGAAAUCGGGCUCUGAGAGGAUUCAUACAGUGACUUCAACGAACACUCCCAAGUAUGACCCGAGAAGAAAGACCAUCUAUGAAGAACUCUUCGACCUCGACGAGGCUCAGCAAGGGCUCAACCUCAUCAAUGACCUCCAAAAUGUUGAAAUGCAAUCGCUGCGGCUGCUCACCAUCGCUCAGAGGUUGAAGUUCAUCCCGCAGUCUCUCAUCGCGCCAUCCCCGCGGGUCGACAAGAGCUCGCAGAAGCUCCGGGGGGCCUGGAAGGCCGGAGUCAAGGCCAUGCUCCGGUCCCCCCACCAUCCCACGGGCCGUCGAGGCUCACAAGAGAUCAACGUCGAGGGCCUCCGACGAUCUCCAAGACGCUCAAUCGGGCGGGUGGAGUCGAAGAUGGACAAGGAGAUCAACUUCAUCACAGGCCCCAAGUUCGACGUCCAGAGCAAGAGGAACAAGAUUCAGAUCCCGACGUAUCCGACGCUCAAGGACAUCGACACCCCGCGGGAUUCAACGUUUGCGAUGACGUCGGAGGAGGUCAAGCGUUAUGUCAUGGAGGUUGGCUACUCUGAGCGCGUCGUCGAGAAGAUCAAGAGGAUCCAGCAGAAGCGCGCGAAUCAAGUCGAAGUCGGUGCCCACCCGCCGCACGUCGAGCACGCUGAGUGACAGCGAGGACUCAAGAUGUAAAUAUUCGGUGUUUUCAUACAGAUGUGUAUAUGGCUUAUGAAUAUUCGGUGUAUUCAUACAGAUGUGUAUGGCUUGUGAAUAUUCGGUGUUUUCAUACAGAUGUGUAUAUGGCUUUAUCUCGGAUGUUGCUAUGCAAAGAAGAAAGGAUACAGGGUUGUCAGGGAGACUAAAAGAAUAAGUUAAAUAUUGCGGCUGAG
Molecule: messenger RNA, 2532 nt
Organism: Guillardia theta CCMP2712
Lineage: Eukaryota; Cryptophyceae; Pyrenomonadales; Geminigeraceae
Exons: 18
Coding region: 164-2314 (716 amino acids)
Source: RefSeq, a predicted model, not a curated record